AUGGUUUUGGAUAUUGACCUUUUCCGUGUGAAGAAGGGAGGAGAACCCGAUGUAAUCCGGAAAUCCCAGAAAGACAGGUAUAAAGAUGUGACCCUAGUGGAUAAAGUCAUUGAAACCGACGAGACUUGGGUUAAAGGUAAGUGUUCAUGUUGUUUUUGAUUAUGUAUUGCUUUUCGGUUGAGUAAAAAUUAGUUUUUCAGUCAGAUUUACUUUGGACAACUUAAAUCGAUUGAAGAAUGUAACGAGCAAGGCUGUGGGAGAAAAAAUGAAGGUGAGUUGUUUCCUUUAUGAUGAAUUCUUUGAGAUUAUAGAAAAAGGAACCACAAGGAAAUGACCCAACGGUUCCCGACGAUCUAGUUUCUCGGUUAGAGGACUUGAAGCUGGAGGAUGUCUCUGUAAGUUUCUUUUUAAUCCUUUUAUUCUGAUUUUUAGAAGCUGACUGUAGUACAGAUCAAAAAAUUAAAGGAAUUAGUUGAGGAGCAGAUGGUAAAAGCCAAGGAUGAAAUGACAAGGCUUGAGACCGAAAGAGACGGCUUCCUUGGCCAAAUUGGCAACAUCCUACAUUCCAGUGUUCCUGUUAGCGAUGAUGAAGCUAACAACAAAGUCGAAAAGAAGUUUGAAGGAGCGGAUGGAUUCACGAAGAAGAAGUAUUCCCAUGUGGAUUUAGUUGUUAUGGUUGAUGGAUUCGAUGGGGAGCGCGGAACAACUGUUGCUGGAGGUCGAGGAUAUUUCUUAAAAGGUCCUUUGGUCUUUUUGGAGCAAGCGUUGAUCAAUUUGGCUUUGAGGAUUUUGAAUGAGAAUGGAUAUACACCUUUGUAUACUCCUUUCUUCAUGAGGAAGGAAGUCAUGCAAGAAGUUGCCCAACUGAGCCAGUUUGAUGAUGAACUUUAUAAGGUAAAAGGCGAUAUUUUACGUUUUUAUAAUUUAACUUUUAGGUCAGUUCCAAAGGAUCUGAAGUUGUUGGAGACGAUAGUGUCGAUGAGAAGUAUUUGAUCGCAACUUCUGAGCAACCAAUUGCUGCCUUCCACAGAGGUGAAUGGCUGAAUCCUCAAGAACUGCCGAUAAAAUACGCAGGGCUCUCCACCUGCUUUAGACAAGAAGUCGGUUCUCAUGGGCGUGACACUCGAGGAAUCUUCCGAGUCCAUCAGUUCGAGAAGAUUGAACAGUUUGUCAUAUGUUCUCCCCAUGAUGACAUCUCCUGGACACAUUUCGAUGAAGUAUGAACGAUUAAUCAGCGGGUGAACUGUAUUUUUUGUCAUCCUUGGUUUCACUUCUAUUUUAUUUUUUUUUCAGAUGAUUGGCAAUGCUGAGAAGUAUUAUCAAGCGCUCGGAAUUCCGUAUCAUAUUGUUAACAUCGUCUCUGGAGAGUUGAACAAUGCUGCGGCCAAGAAGUUUGAUCUGGAAGGAUGGUUCCCCGGCAGCAAUGCCUUCAGAGAACUGGUCUCUUGUUCCAACUGCACUGAUUAUCAAGCCAGGCGCCUGAAGGUCAGGUUCGGCCAGAAGGCGAUGGAUGGAGAGGUCAACUACGUCCACAUGUUGAACGCCACCAUGUGUGCUACCACCCGAGUGAUCUGCGCCGUUUUGGAGAAUUAUCAAGAAGAAGAUGGAAUCAGGAUCCCCGAUGUUCUCAAGGACUUCAUGCCCGAACCCUACAAGAACAAAAUCCCAUUCGUGAAAGAAGCUCCAAUCGAAGUGGAAGCUAAGAAAGCCCAGAAAAAGAAGUAA
This is a messenger RNA of Bursaphelenchus xylophilus (pine wood nematode), 1725 nucleotides long. NCBI's taxonomy places the organism in Eukaryota, Metazoa, Nematoda, Chromadorea, Rhabditida, Aphelenchoididae. The record is from the annotation of a GenBank genome assembly.